Messenger RNA from Sorex araneus (European shrew), 2870 nucleotides. Its product is annotated as phospholipase B1, membrane-associated-like. Bases 36 to 2870 code for a protein of 944 amino acids. The record is from RefSeq and is a predicted model, not a curated record. Lineage: Eukaryota; Metazoa; Chordata; Mammalia; Eulipotyphla; Soricidae. The transcript is spliced from 38 exons. Gene Ontology annotation, biological process: phospholipid metabolic process. Gene Ontology annotation, molecular function: glycerophospholipase activity.
GUCCAUCCACCCGUGGACACGGUUCCUCAAGGCCCAUGGGGCCUUGGCCGUGCAUUCUCCUCCUGGGACUGCUGCUGCUACCAGGCUGGGGGACUGCUCAGGCAUUUGGUUCUACAGAGAACUCAACAGAAGAGGAUCAUUGGCCAAGGUUGGUGAUAUCAAGGAACUUGCCAUUCUCAUGCGAUCCGAAGAUGUUAAGAUCCAACAUAUCUUCUUCAUCAGUCCAUACUCUGAGACCUUCAGAUAUUAGAUUUGUGGCUUCCAUUGGCAUCAAGGAAACUUUCCCCGCCUUGAUCACUGCUGAUGUCAUGGAGCAGCUGCAGAGGGCUGAGAAAAUGUCCCAGGAAGUGUGCCUGGGAGUGGGGACAGUCCUCUCAGGCAUCAUCAGAUCCUUCAGUUCCACUGUGCUGAGUCAUGUGUGCACCCCCAAGAGGAAAGUGGUACCCCAGUCUGGUCCUGAACACUUGUGGGCUCAGACUACAGAUCUGGUGAAGAUCAUGAGAGAGAACCCGAAACUUGACUUUGAAAAUGACUGGAAGCUAAUCAAUGUGUUCAUCAGCAAUGUGAAUGAGUGUUACCUGUGUCCACUCACUGGGCAGCACAGCAUCCUGACAAGGACCAUGGACAAGCUGGCUGCAACCCUAGACUUUCUGUAUGAGGAGGUCCCCAGAACCUUUGUGAAUCUGGUGGAUCUGACUGAGAUUCUGGAAUUUUCUGCCUUCUCUGAGGCAAGGACUCCGGGCAGAGACAACACAGAGUCAUGUAGGUGUUCAGAGGAGACCGUCCUGUCCAGGGCUGUGGCACGGUGGUCCUACCAGGAUACCUGGGAAAAGAUGCUGAUCUCCAGCAGGUACAACCGGAAGGAGUCCUUUGCUCUGGUGUUACAGCCCUUCUUUUAUGAGGCAGAGCAGUUCUUUUUCUUGAAGGAGCAGCCCCUGCAGGACCCCACAGCCCUGGGUUUGCACCUCUGGAACAUUAUGAUGGAGCCAACAGGACACAAAGAUACGCCGUACAGUAUGAGAGAGAGGAGGCCGGUGAAAUGUCCCCCUAAGGAACAUCCCUAUCUGUUCACCUACAGGAACAGCAACUACCAAUCCUGGUUGUCAAAACCCCACUAUGAUGCUAAGGGACAAGAUGUACUGUUCAUAUGCACUUACAACCCUCCGUCCCCGACGAACCCUUUAUCAGUUCACAGACUGAAGCCGGCUGACAUCAAGGUAGUUGCAGCUGUAGGUGAUGCUUUCACGGCAGCAAAUGGGGCUGGGUCCAGACCUCUGGAUUUCACGGAUGUCAUGACUGAGUAUCGAGGCUUGUCGUGGAGCAUUGGUGGAGAUAGGAGCCUGAGGACCAUCAUUACUCUGCCCAAUAUUCUCCGGCAAUUCAACUCUCACCUGAAGGGCUACUCUGUUGGUACAGGAAAAGAGACCACUGAUGGAGCCUGGCUAAACCAGGCUGUUUCAAAAGCCUUCUCGGGGGAUUUGUCUAACCAGAUCAGGGAGCUUAUAAGAAUGAUGAAAACUGAUAAGAGGAUAAAUUAUAAUGAAGAUUGGAAAUUAUUAACCAUGUUUAUAGGAAACAGUGAUCUCUGUGAUUUCUGCAAUGACCAGGUCACACAUUCUCCUGUGGCCUUCCGUCGCAACAUUCAACGUGCUCUGGACAUCCUCCAUGCUGAGGUGCCUCGGAUGUUUGUGAAUAUGGUUUUACCCAUGGAGUUAAUUGGCUUGAGGGAGCUAUCCCAGGAUAAAAGACUCUCUUGCAAUGUUCCCUUCCUCAGGCGUAUAUGUCCCUGUCUCAUGUUGUUUUCUGAUGGUGACCCACAACUUGCUCGCCUUGCUGAAGUGAACAAGGAGUAUCAGGUGCAGGUUGAGCAGUUAGUGGAGAGCGGACGCUAUGACAAAAGGGAUGACUUCACUGUGGUCCUACAGCCGUUCUUUGAAAGGUUGGAAGUGCCCCGCACUAAGGAAGGGUUGCUUGACUUAACUUACUUUGCCCCUGACUGUUUCCACUUCAGUCAGAAGACUCAUGGCCACAUAGCCAGUGCCCUCUGGAACAACAUGGCCGGCAAUGGACUUGGCUCUGAACCAGACAACAUUCUUGCUUUCACCGUAGACUAUCGGGGACUGUCAUUUAGUGGUGGAGGGGACGGCUCGCUGGAUAAUGUGACCACCUUACCAAAUAUUCUUCGAAAGUUCAACAGUAAACUCACAGGCUAUGGCACUUGCACCGGUGAUGCCCAAAGCAUUAGUGCGUCCUUCAAUCAGGCUGUUCCUAGAGCAAAGGCUAAGGAUUUGUUAAAGCAAGCCACUGCUCUGGUGGAAAGAAUGGAAAACAACACGGAAAUUAAUUUCAAUGAAGACUGGAAACUCAUCACAGUGAUGAUUGGAAACAAUGAUUUGUGUGAUUCCUGCAAGAAUAAGGUGCCCAGAGCCAUGGUCAAUCUGGUGGACUUCAUGGACCCCGAAUUCCUAAGGCUGUCAUUCCAAAGGACCUUGAAGUGUGUCAAGCCACGUGCCAGCUAUGCUUGUGACUGCGUUCUGAGUCCAAAAACGAGUUCCUCUGAUGUAAUCUUCCUGGACAACAUGAUCGAAACCUAUCAGAACGCCUUGCAUACUGUCCUGGGAAAAUCGCGCUAUGACACAAAAGAGGACUUCACCGUGGUGCUGCAGCCCUUCAUGGCAAAUAUCCGGAUCCCUUCGCUGCGGGAUGGGAGCCUGGAUGCAUCCUUCUUCAUCUCAGACUGUUUCCAUCCGAGUCAGAAAUUCCACAGCCAGCUCGCCAGGGCCCUGUGGAACAAUAUGACUCAGGGAGUGGGAGACGAGGGAGCUAGCCCACCUGCUGAUGUCUAUAGAAAUGAGACGAUGGGUCCUUAG